This is a messenger RNA of Triticum turgidum subsp. durum (durum wheat), 1575 nucleotides long. The record is from the annotation of a GenBank genome assembly. Lineage: Eukaryota; Viridiplantae; Streptophyta; Magnoliopsida; Poales; Poaceae.
AUGGGGGAGGACCUCGUCACCACCCUGUCCAUGGAGAACGGCGGCGGCGGCGGGGGCCACCACGGCCUCUGCACCCUGCUCUCCAUGGACCCCUCCGGUCACCUCGACGACCGCGCCGUCGGCGUCAUGGUGCAGCCACGCGCCAGAGGUGGCGCGCGCGCCCACGCCCACGCCGUGUCCCUCUCCGGCGCCCCGCCGCCCGACAUCAACCAGCCGUGGCAGACGGAGCCCUGCGACAUGCUCGGCGUCGGCCUCGGGCCGCAGGUCUUCGAAGCCGAGGCCGUGCUCAGCACCGCUCCCAAGGCUGCCGCCGGGAGCCGCAAGACCACCAAGCGCGGGGACAGCAUCUGGGGCGCCUGGUUCUUCUUCACCUUCUACUUCAAGCCCCUGCUGUCGGACAAGGCCAAGAGCAAGGUCGUCCGGGACGCCAACGGCGUGUCGGGGUUCGACAAGUCGGACCUCCGGCUCGACAUGUUUCUGGUGCAGCACGACAUGGAGAACAUGUACAUGUGGGUGUUCAAGGAGAGGCCGGACAACGCCCUCGGGAAGAUGCAGCUGAGGAGCUACAUGAAUGGGCACUCACGCCCUGGCGAGCCGCAUUUCCCUUUCAGCGUGGACAGGGGAUUUGUCCGGUCGCACCGGAUGCAGCGCAAGCACUACCGGGGCCUCUCGAACCCGCAGUGCAUCCACGGGAUUGAGGUGGUGAGUUCGCCGAAUCUCGUGGGCAUCACAGAUGUGGACCGGAGGAGGUGGGCGGAGCUCACAGGGAGAGAGCUCAAUUUCUCCAUCCCACAGGAGGCCAGCGAUUUCGGGACAUGGAGGACCAUGCCAAACUCAGAGCUUGAGCUGGAGAGGCCACACACACAUCCUGCCAUGAAGAGCAAUACUAAUAAUGUUCAGCAGCAACCCCCCAAGAAGACGCUUAAUGGAUCAGGCUUGAAUUUGUCAUCGCCAUCCAAUCAUUCAGGAGAGGACGGUAUGGAUCUCUCCCCUGUCAGCAGCAAGCGAAGGAAGGAGGCAUUUCCACAUGCCAUGGAUGAGGAGUGCUUCUUGCCUCUGAACCCUUGCACUGGGAGGACACAACAAGAUAUCGAGAUGCAGUCGGUAGUGCAGCCUUCGUGGAUGCACGAGUUCACCGGGGUGAUGAGGAAGGCCUCUGGGCCAGCAACUGCUGCCAAGUCCAUUUACGAGGAUGAUCAGGGCUACUUGAUAAUGGUCAGCUUACCAUUUGUCGAUCAACAGAGGGUAAAAGUUUCAUGGAAGAACACUCCUACUCAUGGCAUAGUUAAAAUCUUCUGUGUCAGUACAGCCCGGAUGCCAUACAUAAGGAGACAUGACAGGGUCUUCAAGCUCACUGACGCCAUGCCCGAGCACUGCCCUCCUGGGGAGUUCAUCCGUGAAAUACCUCUAGCCACCCGUAUCCCCGAAGAUGCCAAGCUUGAGGCAUGCUUUGAUGAGGCCGCUGCAGUUCUUGAGAUCAUGGUCCCCAAACGGGGAAACGAGCCGGAAGAACAUGAAGUUAGGGUCUCCAUGCGCCCUCCUCACCUGGGAGUGAACGACCUGCUUAUGACAUAG